AAAAUGGGUUUCUGGACUUUUUUAGAAGGCUUUUUGCUGUUUGCAAAUGCAUUGGCAAUUUUGAAUGAGGAGCGGUUCCUUGCUCCAAGAGGAUGGACUUUGGCAGAAAUGACAGGGCCUAGGAGGAAUUCUCUUAAAGGGCAAAUAGUAGGGCUCAUAUAUGCCUGUCAAUUCUUGAGACUUCCUCUAAUUCUCUUCAACGCCAUCUUUAUAAUUGUGAAGCUGGUCUCUGGAUAACUUGAUAGAGUGGCAUUGAAGCUCUGUGCAUGAUAUGUACAUUUUGUGUUCUGUGAACAGUUGCAAUCGUGUAAGUUCAAUUCUAGUGUAUAAUGAACAGAGUAAAUCAGUUGUAUCAGAAGUAUUGAAUCUGUCUUGAUUAUCAAUCUCAAUUCCCUUUGAAACUCUGAUUUCUUUUGUCCUAUUAAA
Vigna unguiculata (cowpea) is the source of this 426-nucleotide messenger RNA. Its product is annotated as protein transport protein yos1-like. The record is from RefSeq and is a predicted model, not a curated record. NCBI's taxonomy places the organism in Eukaryota, Viridiplantae, Streptophyta, Magnoliopsida, Fabales, Fabaceae. Gene Ontology annotation, cellular component: Golgi membrane; COPII-coated ER to Golgi transport vesicle; endoplasmic reticulum membrane. Gene Ontology annotation, biological process: endoplasmic reticulum to Golgi vesicle-mediated transport.